CACGUGGCGACGCAUCUCGCUACAUUAUAUCAAAAUCAGUGUGAUAUCCUCAACUUCGUACAUAUCUCCCUAGCCCUAGUUACUUUUAUAUAUUAUCUGUGCCAGUCCAAACAAUGUAAAUUGGUAACGCAAAACGCGGGAGCCGUUCCCUGUUAUCUAUACGCUUAUAUAUUUCGUAUUCGUCAUAUAUCGCUGGCACGGCUGUGCCCACAGUCGUCGGCCACCGAUCGCAACUUGUUAGAACAUUCUGCUCAUCAACGAAUUUGAUACACAUUUAGCAAUAGUUUUCUCAAGUUUUUCUCCAAUUAACCUGGUGUACACCUCAAUCGUACAGUUUGUUAUAACAAGUUAUUAUUUACAGAAUCUGACAGACACGUUUUGGCGGACCCAACAGCCUAUGCAUGCAGUACGCUGCACGGUACAAUUCUUAAGCACUGAACUCUACAGUGUUCAUAAGCGCCCGCGUAUAUGUGUAGUUAUAACUUGACAUCACACUGUAGGAAGCGAUGUUAUUGUUAAUACAUGCAAGAAUGGAUAAAAGAAGAUUGAAGAAGAUGCCAAGUCUGCUUGGUCAGACCGGAACUUCUAGGCUGUCGAUCAAUAAUCAGGAUGAACUCUGCGAAACUAAAAAACAAACACCAUUGAAAGAAGGAUCUAAAACCUGUGAAGAAAACUUGACAGAUGAUUCAGGAGAUGAAUCUCCAGUUUGGUCCAGUUCAAAUAGAAAGAAAGGAAGAAUGCUUACCAGUACGCAAAUGUCAGAAUCAAGAAAUGUGGAAAAUGUCAGUCAGCGUACAAGAUUAGCGAGUGUUUCGCCCGAGCGCGUAAUAUUUUCAGAAGAUUCGGAUGACAAUGGAACCUUUGUAACGAAAUCAAAGAAGCUGAAUAAAAGUAAAACUCCUGCCAAGGCAUCAAAAAAAUUAAUUGCCAUUAGCCCUGCUGUACCUAAAACUCCAGAAUCAAAACGUAAGAGACUACAUAGAAGCAAUUCUUCAGAUUCAGAAUGUACUCCAACUGUUGCAAGUCGGAAAAGGAGAAUAAGCGUCAGAACAAAUACUCCAUCUAAAAUAUCCGGCAAUAGUUCUGAAACUUGCUGUUCAGUUGAAAGAAAUUCAGAAGAAGACGAGGAUACCGAAGAAUUUCAACUAGUCAACAGGAAGCAAUUGAGUGGUGCAACCAGGAAAUCCGCGGUGAAGAAUUCCAAAAAAGAUGAGGAUAUCGAAGAAUUUGACCCACUCAGCAGGAAGCGAUUAAGCGGUGCAACUAGGCAAUCCGCAGUGAAAAACAUGACUACUCCCCAAAAGAGAAAAAAAAAUGAACGAAUUGGUAGAAACAAACCAGAUGCUAUAGAAGAUGAAAGUACAGAUGAUGACAUGUUUAACGAAGGUUCACCUAAAAAAGGCUCACGAAAACAUGGGAAAAUAUCUCCGUCACAGUUGUUAGAUAGCCCUGCAACAAGAUUACGGAAACGCAACUGCAUUGCUGAACAAAAGAGUUUAUCAAAAUCUCCCCAACAUUCCAGAAUGUCUCGCGGCCAAAGUGCUAAGAAAUCACUGAUGGAAAAAAAUGUGACUCAUUAUUUGAGGCAAUUCCUGAAACACGCUGGUAUCAUUAUUACUGACGACGGCCCCAAUGAAUUAUGUAAAAGUCGCUGUGAUAUUGUUAAUAAUUUAAAUAAGUUACUAAGCUCAAAACAAUACGAUAAAGAGGAAAUUAUUAAACAUUGGACACAAUACAUCGAGAAUGUAGAUAAUCUUCAAAAUGUAUUAGAACAAACUGUGAAUGAUAAUCAAGAUGUUUUAAUUGAUGAGAAUACUGAAUCUAUUGCACGAAUUCUACUACAUGUUUCACCUCUUCAGACAGGCAUUUCUGUAUCGCUUUUGGACCGACUUGCUAUGGCUGUACUCGUUGAAGAAACGCCAAGCGAUGUUCCUUGGUCAGGUACAUUAUUAAGACAAUUCAAAUUCUUGGAACAGAUUGUCGAACCCAACACGUUUGUCGUAAAGCUUCAAGAAUUGCUGGAAUCAGCUCAAACGUGUUUUCAAAGUGAAAUAAUAUCGUACUUACCCGACAUUGUCAUUGAUGCCCAGCAUCAUAUUAUUGGUGAAAUACUCAGUAAGCUUUUAGAUGACAACCCAGAAUUGACAGAGGUCAUACUAGAUUGUAUAUCCCGUUUGACCCUGAGUAAAGACUAUUUGGGAAGGAUUAGAGAGAAGUGCUUCGAAUUGCUGCAACAGAAUUUAAAAUUGAAUGCCGUUCCUACUAUAACAAGAUUUAUUUUGGCCGAGUCAUUACUUCCGGAAACUUGUAUAAAGGCCUUAAUGGCUAUUCGAUCCAUAGACAUGCAGGCACUUGCUGGUGAAAAUAUCGAAGAAUGUUUUACCAAUCAAGUUCUGACUGUUGCUGCCCUAAAAAGGUCAAAUCAAGUGUCCAAGCAAAUAGCUGAUGCUGCAUUAACUGUUGUGCAACGUGUUAAAAAGGAUCCAAAACCACUAGACCUGAUUAUGUUGUUACUCAAUUUCUCAAGUAACACUGCAAAAAAAAAGAACGUUGAGACUUUGGUGAAAAAUCGGGUCCGAUCUGGUUUUUAUAGGCCCAGCUUAUUAAAAUCUCUUUAUUACGAUUAUAAAGAGGUGGCUAGAGAUUUACAGUCUGUGGCAAUUACUCUGGCCUCUCAUCUAUUAAAAGCUGGUGAUCGUGUGUAUGCUGAAUUUGCAAUUGAAUGGUUUCGAUUAUUAUUUCUAAGUCAAGCCGAAACUGUUCACAAGCAACAAGAAGUCCUUGCAAAAAUUAUCAAAUUAACUAUGGCUGGAACGGCAACAUCAAAAAAUGCCCUUGCAAUUCUCAGUAAGAUGGCACGUGAUGAAAAUGAAAGAAAACAUUUACAAAAACAUUCCCAUCAUCUAAGGACUCUCCUUGAAGAAGUUGAUGAACUCGACUUGGAAGAGGUUGCUACUGUCAGCGAUUUGUUACACGGUUUAUGCAUGAGUUCUAAUUCAACGUCAGAAGCACUGCAAGCUGACUUGGACAUUGUUCUAUUGAAACAACUGGCUGCGUCAAAACCAGUGACCAAAUGCAAGGGUGUCUUAGGAGCACUAAUGGCUAUUAAACAUGCAGCAGCAUAUCCAAGGACCGUAGAACGCGCAUUACAAUUAUUUGAGCAAGCAAUAAAGGCUGUGAAGAGCUGCUCCAGGGCUCGGGCUUUGUUUUAUGACCAAAUGGCAGAUAUUAUUGCAAAUACCCCGGACUUUGAUGAAAAACUUUUGAAGGAAACUAUCACGGAUCAUUUUACAGCUGAGUUAUCUGAUCUCUAUCUCACAAAAGUGACAGAGUAUAGUGGACCUUUGUCGGUGCGAUUCUCACUUAAUUCAGAAGCGGAAUCACCCGUGGAUGAUGAAUUUGGAGUGAGUUUUGGUGAUGGUAAAGACGGUGCAGCGGUGUCGGCCUUAUUUCGGCUCAUUAAAGCUUGCCACAUGAGAGGAAGUGAUGGUGACCUAUCAUUGAUUGAUGGUCUAUUGGCAUGCCCAGUUUUCCUACCGAAAGAUCUCAAUGACCCGGAUGAAGCUGCACUGGAUCAAAUUUUUCAUUGCAUCAAUUGGUUCAGAGAAACAAUUAGUGGCUUUGUAACUCAAACAGACAGCACAAUGCAAAGAAUUUUACUAAAACGGUUGGACCACUUAAUGAAUCUUCAAGCCGAACUCAGCAUGAAUUUAGCAAUGACUGGAUCUCACUAUCAACCACCAGUAUGCUAUUUCCACUAUUUUCCAUCACCGCCGUUUUGCAAGGUCGAAAAAAGAACGGGCAAACGUGGUAAUAAAACCUCUCUAGACAAAUCUGGCAGUCUUUCUGAAUGGUCUUGCUGGGAAUCAGGUUUUGAUCUAAUUUCGAAGAACCCUGCUUAUUUUAGACAGCUAGAUGCAAAGAUAGCGCAUCUUCUCGAUUUUUCGAUGGAAAUAAGAUUGACUCAAAGCAGACCAAAAACGAUCACAAUAGCUCAAGUAUGUUUCAUAGUUAAGGAACUCUUGGGAAUGUUGGAAAAUGAAGCUUCUCAAUCGUUUAUGAGAGAUUUGGUUGGAUUAUUGCCCAAGGUAUGUAGUAAGGUGGACCAGGUAAUAACUGAGUUACGUGAUAAAGAUGAUAUUCAGAAUAGAGAAUGCUUGCAAUUACUGUUGAGUCUUCUGGCUGCAAUUUUCAAUUGGAAAGGAUUUCAUAACUUUGUGAACAACCAAAUGCUGAGAGAGGCAUUGAGGAUUGUUGCAAGUCAGACUGAUGAAAUGAACACGUUAUUGCGAUCCUGCAAAGAAUUGGUAACUCAAUCAUGUUCAUAUGUCGAAUCAUUAGCUGACGUUGCUACGCGAAUUCCUGUUGCAAUUGCACUUGUUAAUUUGUAUGAAGCUUUGAUACAACAUUCAGAAAGUCUCGCUAGUCAACAUAGAGGAAAUUUGGCAAAAAUGGCGUUUGGAUUUUUGUGUCUUGAUUGGCCUGAAGAUAAGCGGAAUAUUUCAUCCUAUAGAUCUGCCAUUAAGACUCUUUUGAAAAGUUGGCUCAACAAUGAACCGGAUCCCCUAGACACUGUGGUAACACUGUUAAAGUGGUUGCCAGAAGAAACUGAGAAAUUGUCAAAACCUCAGGACUCCUUAGCCAGAAUACUCUCUAUUACCAAAAGCACCUUCAAUUUACUGUUCAAUCAAAUUAUUUUAGGACUAAUCGAAGGUGUCAAGAAAUCAUUAGAUGUAGUUAAAAGAGAUGGCGAAAGAAUACAAAUUUGGAAUUCUGUUGCAACUGGUGUGCAAAGAAUUGUUCGAAUUUGUAAGAUGAUGGAGGUCAAGGCCAAUUGGCUCCUAUUUUUGCAACGUAUUCCCGUGUUAUUGAGGUUGUUCAUAACUUCUGGCAUGCCAGUUCUUGAGCAUAACUUGAAAUAUCACGUCGAAGAAGUAACGGGAAUUGUAAAACAAUUGCAAGAAGGAACAAGGUAUCUCCACGUUCUGUGUUGCCACAGCACGGUAACAGGUGACACAACUUUAGCCAAAUACGUUCCUGUUGCCAAAUCAACACUCGAGAAAUUAGUCUUCAGUGUAAAAGGAAUGCUUGUGCUGAACAACAGUUCGCAGGCGUUUUGGAUGGGGAAUUUGAUAAACAAAGACAUAAAAGGACAAGCAAUUGAAAUGGAGCAGAAUACUGAAGAGUCAACCACUGUGUCAGCUGGCUCCAUAACAGAUAUGUCCGAAGAAUUGCUUACGGAUGGGACAGAUGAAAGUACAGACGAGGAGAUCGAGUGAAUGGAGUUAUCUGAAUCCUUUCUCUUCUUUUAAUUUUCUUAUAAUUAGUUACAUAGUAUUUUUACUUUUGAGGUACAAUAUUGUUUUUAACCUUAAACAAAGCUUAACAUUAUAAUAUUCAACCUGUUUUUUUUUGAAAAGCAAUUUUAAACUAUAAAUCUGGCAAUCCGUAAUGAGUUGGUAUAUACAGUAUCUGUUACAUAAAUAUCUGUAAUUCUGUCGUAAAAGUCUGUCUCUUCCACGACGCAUCUGGCAUUAAAGUUUCUUCUACAAAAGUAAGUCUGUUCGAUCCGUCCACCAUCAAUAUUGAGUGUGCUCUAGUUCCGUACUCUGCAUC
This is a messenger RNA of Neodiprion fabricii, 5616 nucleotides long. RefSeq names its product Fanconi anemia group D2 protein (gene Fancd2). The transcript is spliced from 17 exons. Gene Ontology annotation, cellular component: condensed chromosome; nucleus. The record is from RefSeq and is a predicted model, not a curated record. The coding region runs from base 507 to 5279 and encodes 1590 amino acids. Lineage: Eukaryota; Metazoa; Arthropoda; Insecta; Hymenoptera; Diprionidae. Gene Ontology annotation, biological process: mitotic intra-S DNA damage checkpoint signaling; interstrand cross-link repair; double-strand break repair involved in meiotic recombination. Gene Ontology annotation, molecular function: DNA polymerase binding.